This is a messenger RNA of Malus domestica (apple), 3780 nucleotides long. The record is from RefSeq and is a predicted model, not a curated record. NCBI's taxonomy places the organism in Eukaryota, Viridiplantae, Streptophyta, Magnoliopsida, Rosales, Rosaceae.
AGAGGGCAUAGCCAUAGGCCAUUGGACUGAUAGGACAUAGGAGGGAACUGAAUUUUACUAUGCAUGUUUGGCGAUGGAAGCAAAGCUGCUGCCAUCGAAUCCGCCAUUGUUUUCCCCAACCCUUCUUCCCAUUCCCAUUUCCAUCGCAUUCCCCCCUCGUACUCUCCAAUCCCACAAUCCCAUUCCCACCGCCCACCGCACUCUGACUCUACCACCAUCCACACCCUCCAAAUCCAAUUCCAUUCCCGCGCCUAACCAAAUGGACGACCCAAAUCCCACCCUUUUCAUCACCGGCGGCCUCUUCUUGGAACCCACGAUUCCCAAUUCCCUGCUCAAUUCCGUUGUGUCGUUUAAGAAUAACUCUCCGUCUUCGGCUGUCGUUUCCGGGGCGGGUUCGUCGUACUGGUGUAGGCUGAGGGCGGUGGCCGGCGGUGGGUUCUUGUCCGUGAGCUUGAAUAGCGAUGGGGUUGUUCGGGAGUCUAAAGGGUGUUUGGUGCAGAAUGGAGAUGAAAGUUCGGAGGAGACAGCGGCGGCGGUGGUUACAGAGAGGAAGAGAAAGAAAGUUGGGGUUAGGAGUGGUAGGGCCAUGAAUACCACCAAGCAUUUGUGGUCUGGUGCUAUAGCCGCCAUGGUUUCCAGAACUUUUGUUGCACCUCUUGAGAGACUAAAGCUGGAGUAUAUAGUGCGCGGCGAACAGAGGCAUCUAUUUGAGCUCGUUAAGACAAUUGCGGCUAAUCAGGGGUUGAGGGGCUUUUGGAAGGGGAACCUAGUCAAUAUUCUUCGUACAGCUCCAUUUAAAGCAAUCAAUUUCUAUGCUUAUGAUACUUACAGAAAACAAUUGCUCCGCUUCUCCGGAAAUAAGGAGACCACAAAUUUUGAGAGGUUCGUUGCUGGUGCUGCAGCUGGAAUUACUGCUGCCACACUCUGCUUACCUCUUGACACGAUUCGGACUCAGUUGGUGGCUCCUGGUGGGGAAGCCUUGGGUGGUGUGAUUGGUGCUUUUCGCCACAUGAUCCAAACUGAAGGGUUCUUUUCGCUUUAUAAGGGCUUAGUACCCUCCAUUGCAAGCAUGGCACCUGCAGGUGCAGUUUUCUAUGGUGUCUAUGAUAUAUUAAAAUCAACAUACCUGCACUCCCAUGAUGGAAGGAAAAGAAUUCACAAGAUGAGCCAACAGGGGUGGGGUCGGAGUGCUUUGGACCAACUGGAGUUGGGACCGGUUCGGACUUUACUAUAUGGAGCUAUUUCUGGUGCUUGUGCAGAAGCCGCCACAUAUCCAUUUGAAGUGGUGAGGAGACAACUACAACUACAAGUCCAGGCAACUAAAAUGAAUGCCUUGGCAACUGGUAUUAAAAUAGUUGAACAUGGAGGUGUCCCAGCUCUCUAUGCAGGACUUAUCCCCAGCUUGUUGCAGGUACUUCCUUCGGCCGCAAUAAGUUACUUUGUCUAUGAGUUUAUGAAGAUUGUUCUCAAGGUAGAAUGAAGAGAUAGAAUGAGUACAUCUGAAGGUAUACAAUUGGAGGUUUCACGGGGAACUCAGUGAGGAGCAGCAGCUAUAUACUCAGAAUCCCACAAGAUUCUUGUAUUGUGACAGCAAGGAAAAUACUCAAAUCUGAAUCUUCUCUCAAUUCAUGCUAACUCAUUUGCAAAUCUAACUCUUUGGUCACUGCCGAAAUUUGAGUUUCAUUCCCAAGAAACAAGUUCAUACAGAUCGUGUCCGCUUUUCGCCCGUGCAGCGCGUGCCUACUAAUGGGAGGUGGUCUGCUGUUUGCUGCCCUCAUUUACUUGCCCACUGUAGUUUGUACUGAAUAAAGAAAUUGUGGCACACUGUACAAAAUUUACUAUUCCCAAAUGCUCUGCAGCUGCAGGUGCGUGCUUAUACUCUAUAUCUAUAUUUUUUGGUUAUACAGAUGAUGAAUUUAUUAUAAUUCUAACUCAUUACCGUCGUCAGCCUUAAUCCCCUCGUCUUAAGCAUAUAAAUACCGAAAAUUGUAAUAAAAGAAAAGAGUAGAAAAAUGACGUCAUUAUUCCAAAGUUCAAACCACCUAGCCCUGUCGAUAAUCGCAAAGCCCUCCUUUCUCCUUCGAGUAGCAGUCCCAUCUGCUCCGAAUCGUCUUCGCAACCCCAUUCCUGCAUUCAAAAGAUGCCGCCGGACGGCGACCUCUGCACGUGCUUCGCCUGCGAAAAUGGUGGCGCCAACGGCGGGCACCACAUAUCCCCUGAUCCGAACUGUGAGCAUUGCAGGGAGUUCGAUCCCUCACCCUCGUCGCUUUACUAUUCUUCCUCGCUCGGAUACGUUUCUGCGCCGCUGAGCGACUCGGAGAAGCUGCGGCGAGUCGUGACUGCUUCGAUUAAGGGCUUCACCAUCGGCGCCGGCCUCGCCAUUUUCUCCAUCCUAGCUCGGCUGAGACGACGGAAGCUCUUAGCAUCUCUCAGCUUUUCAGUUUGGGAUUAAAAGCAAACGGUUUGGUGGCAUUUGUAAACCUCUCACUUGGGCUCAUGGUGACAUUUUCCUUAUGUGUCUCUCUUCUUGGCAAAUUUUGUCUGCUUACAUAUUGAAGCAGGAAAGUUUACCUCCAUCAUACAAAUCCUUUCUCAAUAAACACGGAGGAAAGGAUACAGUAAUAUUGUAAGGUGUCAAAGAGAUUGCAAGUGGCAUACCUUUUACUAAUUGGGAAACAUUGCAAAUCGAUUGGAACAAAUAUUAAACUCGAUCCAGGCAUGGAAGUUCCUUGCUUGAUUGUACACAGAGAUCAGUCAUGUAGUGGACAUAUUUUUUCUUUCCUUAUUCAAGCCUAUAAGAGAGCAUUGCCAGUUUAUCUUCCAGUGUACCUGAUUCCUGCCCUUAUAGUUCAUCGGCAAGAUCUCUUGAAAAGGUGAUUCAUCAUAUGAUUUACUUUCUUGAUUAUCUUAUUUUCUAUACUGGUGAUGCUUUACGAAGAUGUGAUCAAGUGCUAUCAUCUUCUGGUUGAAAUUUCCAAGAAAACAGAAUUGAUUUGACUGGGAAGAAGUUUUGAGAUUUACAUUUGUGGCUUUCGGAUUCACCACAAGUCAUUUUGUUGGUAAGCUUAGAUAGCAGCCUAUGCAUUACUAAUUUAGGAACUGUCUUAUUGUUAAUCAAUAUACGACAGGUUUUGUGUAGCACGUAUUUGACUGGAAUAGGAAUUUAAAUCACUAGUAAAUUUCUGGCGUGAUUAUGUAUUACAAAGUGGAGCAACAGAAACAUGUUGAUCUAUGAUUGUUUAUUCCCUUCUUAUUUCUGUUGAAGAACUCCUAAUUUUGUCUUGUUUUUACUCUGCUGUCUUCUUAGUGGUUGGCAUUGCUGAGUACUGAGACUCUAUCACCAUCACCAUUCUUUCCUAUGAUACUAAAUUUCGUGUGCAUUACUCUGUACUACUAAAGGGCCUUCUUGGUACUGCAAGAUCAAGCUUGUUUCUUUCUGUAUAUUGCUCAUCUGCAUGGGCAUGGACAUGCUUUCUGUUUAGGAUUUUCAGGAGGUGUAACAUACCAAUGGUUGCAAUGGGGACGUUCCCGACUGGUCUAGCCAUGGCCAUUGAGAAGAAAAGCAGACGAAUUGAGAUUUCACUCUAUUGUUCUGCACAAGAGAGGGAAGUGUUCAGAUCGAAAUACUUGAAUGUUCCCGAUUGGGUUUUCGGCGUCCCACCUCCAUCAUGUGAAACCCCUCGCUGCAAAAAUAGUAAGGGAGAUUUCCUUUCGUGCCAUAACUCUCACAUUUUGUUACUAAAGUUGAAGGGAAUUAAUAUACUUUUAGCGAUUUUGACA